AACGUGAAGGGCGUGGUGUCGAUGGUUAAAAACCUUUGACAUGUUGUAAACACAACAGUUGAACUGUUUCCAAUUUUACAUUUUAUUUCUUUUAAGCGUUGGUUCGGACGUUAUACUUUCCAACUUUUUUUUUUAUCAUUUUGCUUUAAUAAAAUGUUAGACGUUUAAAUAUUUUAAAAAAUGGGAAAAACUCUUACUGGAAAGAUCUCGACUGGCAUCUUCGCCCUUUCGUUCCUGUUGAUUUUCAUCGCCUUUUGUACUCCACACUGGUUGGAAACGGACAAUACACAGCAAAACCCAAAGUUCCAGAAUCUUGGCCUUUGGACUGUGUGCUUCAAUAAUUUCCAGGACCCAAGAUUUUGGUAUGAUUAUUCAUUUAAUGAGUGCUGGUGGGUUUUUGAGGAAGAACAUUACAUAAUAUUUGACUUCAUAUUGCCCUCUUUUUUCGUGGCCGUACAAUUCUUUUUCACAAUUUGCUUCACCCUGCACUUGCUAUCUCUGCUCUGUGUACUUCUCUACCUGGGCUGCAGUCGGGAUAACGACAAGUUCAUCAAGCUCCUGGGAUUCUUGGGUGGAGCGUUAAUAUUAGCUGGACUUUGUGGCACAGUGUCAGUCUACCUUUUUGGUCUAUAUGGAGACGGGAGGGAUUGGAUGCCCGAUUGGCAGCACAAUGAGAUCGGGUGGUCAUAUGCGCUUGCCGUUAUAGGUGUAAUUGGAACUUACGCCUGUGGUGUACUCUACCUCGUUGAAGCCAGGCGGUAUAAAGGUAAAGGUAAACGCGAUGAAAGACAAUUGCAAAGUGAUUACCAUAUGGAUGUAAGAACUGAUAUCCGUACACAGAAGGGUAAGAACGUAAGCGUAUAUUAAAUACGGUUUAAUUUCAGCAGUGGCUAGAAAUAUGAAUUUUUAGAUUUAGGAAUAUAAGCAGAAAUCAAGAUCUGUUAUUUUUUUAUAACUAGAUUAUAAAGUAUGUGUCUUAUAUUUUAAUUUUUAGUGUAAUUAGCAAAUAUUUAUUAUUGUACUUGGAUUAUCUAUGUAUUUAUCGCAUUUUUUACACUCAUCCGUCCAAUGGAAAAACUUUCUUAAUAAUUUAUAAAAAUUAAUUUUUUUAUAUUUAUACAUGUAAAAUUGUGUCUUAAAACAUAACAUUAUUCGUCCAGAGAUAAAGAUUUCUUAAUAAAUUCAAAUAAGUUUUAGGAUUUAUAUACGUAAAAUUUUUACUUAAAAUGUAACCUUAUCCGUCCAGUGACCAAACAGUUUUAAUAAUUUCAAAUAAGAAGUUUUGGGAUUUAUACAUGUAAAAUUAAAAUGUAACUUAUCCGUCCAGUGACAAAACAUUCUUAAUUAUUUCAAAUAACAAGUUUUGGUAUUUAUACAUCUUAAAAUCUAACAUUAUCCGUCCAUUCAUGUGUGUUGUUAUAAAAAUUCUACACAAAUUAUGUAAUGUUUUUAACUGAAGUGAAACAAAAUAUUUAAUAUUUUUAUACUUUUAGAAUAUAGUAUUGUUUAAAUUUUAAUAACCAUAGUUACAUUGUAAGAAUAUAAUGUAUUUGCUAGUUGUUAAAUAAUCUGAGCUGCUGUUAUUAACAAUAACAAGCUUUUAACAUGUUUUCAGUUUAUGCAAUAAAGAGAUUUUUAUA
Messenger RNA from Cimex lectularius (bed bug), 1640 nucleotides. RefSeq lists its product as uncharacterized. The record is from RefSeq and is a predicted model, not a curated record. Gene Ontology annotation, biological process: septate junction assembly; regulation of tube size, open tracheal system. Lineage: Eukaryota; Metazoa; Arthropoda; Insecta; Hemiptera; Cimicidae. Bases 181 to 867 code for a protein of 228 amino acids. Gene Ontology annotation, cellular component: septate junction; membrane. The transcript has 4 exons.